UGAGGUCGCUGUUGAGCCGCAGAGACACAUCCAUACAAAUACACACAGGAUUUAAACUGAGAACAAGCAGGCAGACGGCAGGGAACAUCCCCGACGUCCCUUUCCUAGACCGUUCGAGUAUUUCACAGAGCCAAAUGCCCGGUCCGACCCAAGCUCUGUCCCCCAAUGGAGAGAACAACAACGACAUCAUUCCGGACAACAACGGCACCAACAUCAUUCCCUACAGAAAGAACACAGUGCGUGGAGAGCGCGCCUACAGCUGGGGGAUGGCGGUCAACGUGUAUUCUACCUCAAUAACCCAGGAGACUAUGAGCAGGCAUGACAUCACGGCCUGGGUGAACGAUCUGCUCAGUCUAAACUACACUAAAGUGGAGCAGCUGUCAUCAGGAGCAGCGUACUGUCAGUUCAUGGACAUGCUGUUUCCCGGCUGUAUCAGUCUUAAGAAGGUGAAAUUCCAGGCCAAGUUGGAGCAUGAAUACAUCCACAACUUCAAACUCCUGCAGGCCUCCUUCAAGAGGAUGAAUGUUGAUAAGAUUAUCCCUGUAGAGAAGCUCGUCAAGGGACGAUUUCAAGACAACCUGGACUUCAUUCAGUGGUUCAAGAAGUUCUUCGACGCCAACUACGACGGGAAGGAAUACGACCCGGUCCAGGCCAGACAGGGCCAGGAUGCCAUUCCCCCUCCAGAUCCUGGGGAGCAGAUCUUCAACCUGCCAAAGAAAUCCCACCAUGCCGCCAGCUCUCCCACAGCAGGAGCUACUAGAUCAACCACUUCAACCCCUAAAUCCUCCACCUCGACCUCCCGACCCUCCUCUGCCAAAAAGAUUCCUGUGAUGUCAUCGACACCCGCUAAGGGAGAGAAGGAGCUGGAAGCCCAAGUAACACAACUAAGCGAACAGCUCAAUACAUUAAAGCUAGCACUAGAAGGAGUGGAGAAGGAGCGGGAUUUCUACUUCGGGAAGCUGAGAGAGGUUGAGCUGUUGUGUCAGGAGCAGGGCCAGGACAACGGGCCCUUCGUGGAGAGACUCAUGGAGGUGCUGUACUCAGCAGAUGACCAGGAGGCCGGCGGAGAGGAACACGAGGCUCCGGCUCAGGAGGAGGACGUCCCUGACGACACACAGGAUGAAUACUGAACACACAUGCACUCAGUCCAGAAAACUGCUUUGGGUUCACUUUCUCAAACUCAUGACGGUUUAUUUCUCAUUUACUCUGGUGGCGAAGGAGUGAGACAAAUUGGCCAAAUAUUCAAAUGUGUCUUUUGUCAUUUUUCUUUUCCAUUUGCCCUGUUUAAUUGCAUCAUGACUAUAAUGAACAUGUCAUCUGACCGCAGCUUUAAUGGUGAAUCUUGUUCGUGUAAAGCCCUCGAUAACAACCGCUGCACAGCAACUACAUUUGGUUUUUAGUUUGUUGGCGUUUCCACCUGCUGUUUUUCAUCUCACCACACUGAUGAAGGAAAAUUGAUUUCUUAAGAUGUUUAUGUUUUUAGAUGUGAUGCAUCAAAUCAUGAAAUUUUUAAAAUAUUGCAAUAAGAGUAGUUUAAAGAGCUACCAAUACCAUUUGUGAAAUAAAGCCUCCUGUUAGAUCCCUUACAAAGACUGACCAUUGCUUACUAUGGUAAAUUUUGCAUUGGAAUAUAAUGCAUAUACUGAUUCUGUGCAUUAGAAUAUAAACCCGUGAGAUUCAUUUGGAAACGUUGCUGUUUUUCACUAUAUAUUAUUAUUAUUUUUGUCUAAAUGUGUCUCAACUUCACAGAGGUGGACGCCAAUCACAGUGUUUGAUAGGAAGCAUUUCAUUUGAACUGUGCAAUCGGUAUUCUGUGUCUAAACAUGUUUUACUUUAUAUGUACAGUAAAAAAACAGCCGUCAUUCUGAAGAAAACGAUGCAUAUUGAAGUUUUUUUUUUUUAACUGUUGUUCUAAAGCACAGGUUUUAGCGGAAGAUAUUCUGAACAGAAAACAUUCUCGUGAUCUCCUGAUACUCGUCAAUAUUCUCCACAGGUCAACGCUUAUGUCAUUUAUUAUUGUGUACAAUGAAAAAGGAAUGUAAACAUAUGUACUGUUAAUAAUUAUAAAUAGACAAUGUUUUUUUUUAUUUCCCUCACAGUAUCUCCCCUUAUGCAUUCCCCAAAUGUGUUGCAUGUUUGCAUUUUAUUUGUGAAUAACUUGACCUGCUUUUUACAUAUUUAAUAAAAAAGAAGAAAAAAAAAAUAAUUAUGUUAAAUGUUUUUUUUUUUUUGUAUGUUUAACUUGCUGUUUAAAAUCUCUGAAGAUAUGGAUAGACUUGCCCUAAUAAAACACUUUCAUUUACAAAAGGAAGAAAAUAUUGGUUUUUAUUAUGAACAAGUUGACAUUUAUUUAGGGUAAAAGACUCAUUUUGUCCAUUAUUGUAGUCGUGUUUUAUUUAAUAUCUAUGAGAUUUUGCAUACCACUGUUUAAGUAGUUAUAAUAUCUUACAUGGGACACCAACAUUUCUGUAAUACCAAAUAUUCAGGCAUGUGGUCAUUAAAAUAAUAGAAAUGUACAAAAUAUACAACUCCUGAGACUCUUAGAGGGGCUUUUUAGACAUGUUUAGCUUUUAAAAAAUAAAAAUGCUUUUUAAAAGUAUCUGACGUAUCACAUAAAUUAACAAAUUUUAUGGAAAAAGGAACAUUAGGUAAAAGGUUAGGUAUAUUCUUUUUCAGUUAUUAGUAUAUUAUUGAUUUUCAAGUUUUAUUAUUAUUAUUUAAACAAACGUCUUAAGAGAACAGAGUAGGAUUUUCUUUGACAAGAAAAACUAUUCGUUUGCUCAUUCAUUCAUAAUGAUAUAAAAAAAAACCUACAUGAUAUUACCGUCGCAUUGAUUUUGUACUCCUGCAGUAGCAGUGCUGAGAGCUUUAAAUGAAUCUGCCCGCCAGGUGUCAGUAGUGCGCAGAAUUAAUAACUGAAAGAGCGGGAGAAAAGAACCGAAGAAGACGCUGCCUGUGUGCCGCUGUUUAGUGAACUACAGUCCAAAAAUGUAAACAGUUAUAAUAAACCCUGUUUAAGGAAAAAUAAAGUCGUAAAACCUUUGCUAAACACCAUGGCCAAGGUAAG
Megalobrama amblycephala (Wuchang bream) is the source of this 3067-nucleotide messenger RNA. It is a transcript of the gene mapre2, whose product is annotated as microtubule-associated protein, RP/EB family, member 2. Bases 135 to 1130 code for a protein of 331 amino acids. The record is from RefSeq and is a predicted model, not a curated record. Gene Ontology annotation, molecular function: microtubule plus-end binding. NCBI's taxonomy places the organism in Eukaryota, Metazoa, Chordata, Actinopteri, Cypriniformes, Xenocyprididae. Gene Ontology annotation, biological process: protein localization to microtubule plus-end; regulation of microtubule polymerization or depolymerization; spindle assembly. The transcript has 7 exons. Gene Ontology annotation, cellular component: microtubule plus-end; spindle midzone; microtubule organizing center.